UUGUUUUUUCUUGUCCCCUAGAACUGAAUUCUUACAAAAUAUGUUGGUGGUACAGAUCUGACCUAUGAUAAUACCUUGCAAGAGUAUGAAUAUUUCAACAAACUGCCUCUUCAGUGGUUCCUCAUUAGCAUCUGAAGUGCAUGCUGCUGCUGUUAAUGGGGAUAAGAGUACCCUCCUAAAGUUAAUCGCAGGAAACUCUGAGCUGAAAGAUAAAGAGGACCAAUUUGGAAGAACUCCACUUAUGUACUGUGUGUUGGCUGACAGGGUAGACUGUGCAGAGGCAUUGCUGAAAGCUGGAGCAGAUGUUAACAGGGCUGAUCGUAGCCGAAGAACUGCUCUCCAUCUUGCUGCACAGAAGGGAAAUUAUCGCUUCAUGAAACUUUUACUGGCUCGUAGAGGGAACUGGAUGCAGAAGGAUUUAGAGGGUAUGACACCGUUACAUUUAACUACACGUCACAAAAGCCCCAAAUGUUUAGCUUUGCUGCUAAAACACAUGGCACCUGGAGAAGUGGAUACCCAGGACAGAAACAAGCAAACUGCAUUGCAUUGGAGUGCCUACUACAAUAACCCUGAGCACGUGAAACUUCUUAUAAAACAUGAUUCAAAUAUUGGAAUCCCAGAUAUUGAAGGAAAAAUUCCACUUCACUGGGCAGCAAACAAUAAGGAUCCUAGUGCAAUUCACACAGUGAAAUGUAUUCUGGAAGCUGCACCUACAGAAUCUCUGCUUAACUGGCAAGACUAUGAAGGACGAACUCCACUUCAUUUUGCUGUUGCUGAUGGGAACGUGGCAGUUGUUGAUGUCCUGACCUCCUACGAAGGCUGCAAUGUGACAUCAUAUGACAACUUGUUUCGAACUCCUCUUCACUGGGCAGCCUUACUUGGUAAAUUGAACAAUGCCAAAGUCUUUUAAUAAUUCAUCGACUGC
Molecule: messenger RNA, 925 nt
Organism: Meleagris gallopavo (turkey)
Lineage: Eukaryota; Metazoa; Chordata; Aves; Galliformes; Phasianidae
Source: RefSeq, a predicted model, not a curated record